Molecule: messenger RNA, 1189 nt
Organism: Tachyglossus aculeatus (Australian echidna)
Lineage: Eukaryota; Metazoa; Chordata; Mammalia; Monotremata; Tachyglossidae
Gene: DCAF7
Product: DDB1 and CUL4 associated factor 7
Exons: 7
Coding region: 71-1099 (342 amino acids)
Cellular component (GO): nucleus
Molecular function (GO): protein binding
Source: RefSeq, a predicted model, not a curated record
CGACGACGACGACGACGACGACGGCGGCGGCGGUGCUCUGGGGUCCCGGGGGUCCCGGGGGUCCCCCGCCAUGUCCCUCCACGGGAAGCGGAAGGAGAUCUACAAGUAUGAGGCGCCCUGGACCGUCUAUGCCAUGAACUGGAGCGUCAGGCCCGACAAGCGCUUCCGCCUGGCCCUGGGCAGCUUCGUGGAGGAGUACAACAACAAGGUGCAGCUCGUGGGUUUGGACGAGGAGAGUUCCGAGUUUAUUUGCCGAAACACCUUCGACCAUCCCUACCCCACCACGAAGCUGAUGUGGAUCCCCGACACCAAAGGAGUCUACCCGGACCUGCUGGCCACAAGCGGAGACUAUCUGCGCGUCUGGAGGGUGGGGGAAACCGAGACCCGCCUGGAGUGCCUGCUGAACAAUAACAAGAACUCGGAUUUCUGCGCCCCGCUGACCUCCUUUGACUGGAACGAGGUGGACCCCUAUCUCCUCGGAACGUCCAGCAUCGACACCACCUGCACCAUCUGGGGGCUGGAGACCGGGCAGGUCCUGGGGAGAGUCAACCUCGUGUCCGGCCACGUGAAGACCCAGCUGAUCGCCCACGACAAAGAGGUGUACGACAUCGCGUUCAGCCGGGCGGGCGGCGGCCGGGACAUGUUCGCCUCGGUGGGGGCCGACGGCUCCGUGCGCAUGUUCGACCUGCGGCACCUGGAGCACAGCACCAUCAUCUACGAGGACCCCCAGCACCACCCGCUGCUGCGGCUCUGCUGGAACAAGCAGGACCCCAACUACCUGGCCACCAUGGCCAUGGACGGGAUGGAGGUUGUGAUUCUGGACGUCCGAGUUCCCUGCACGCCCGUGGCCCGGCUCAAUAACCACCGGGCUUGUGUCAACGGCAUCGCCUGGGCCCCGCACUCAUCCUGCCACAUCUGCACCGCCGCGGACGACCAUCAGGCCCUCAUCUGGGACAUCCAGCAGAUGCCCCGGGCCAUCGAGGACCCCAUCUUGGCGUACACGGCCGAAGGCGAAAUCAACAACGUGCAGUGGGCGUCCACCCAGCCCGACUGGAUAGCCAUCUGCUACAACAACUGCCUGGAGAUCCUCCGAGUGUAGUGGCGUCAGGGGGGGUCGUGGCCGGAGGCCCCCCCCUCCUCCCCGGUCUCCUCGUCCCCCCCCCCACCCCAGAGUGAGAACGGACACGUC